CUCUCUUGAAGAAGAAGAAGAAGAAUUGAAGUGAAUUGAAAGAUUAUUUUUAUUAGUAUGGCGGAAAUUCGGUGUUUGCCAGUGAUUGAAGAAGAUGAAACCAUUGAUGAAGACUUCUAUGAGAAGAUUCAAGCCCCAAAAUUCGUUGACCUCACCGCACCCGAUCCUCGCCUCCCAGACGAGGACCGCAACUGGUUCUGCAUGCGUUUUGGAUGUGACCAAAAGCACGAAGAAGAGUUGGAUUCUGAGGCAAUUUACAAGGAUUUUGUUCUUAGGGUUAUGGCAGCUAGAAGUCCCAAUGUCAAGCUUAGAAAAGCAUUAAACAGAAGAGAAGCAAGUGAAAAUCUGAAGUGUCCGCUUACAGCUCCGGCAAAGCCGAGGGUGUCAAGAAUGGCCUUGAUUUCCUCAUUGUCACACAAGAUGGCUGAAAAUAAGGCCAAAGUUAAUAAGCCUCUUGCAAAGGUUUCUGCUUCUGCUACACCAAAUGCCAAAGUGAAACAAUCACCUUCUGUGGCUAAGGCUUUGACUACUCCAAGGAAUCAAAAGAAGAAAGUCUCCAUUGUCGAACCAUUCAGAACUGUUCAGAGCAAGAAAGCCUUGAGUGUUGCUGUGCCUAAGAGCAGAAUGGUAGGCAAGGCUCUGGUGUUUCACUCACCGAAGAGGACAGUGAAGAUCAAGAGUUCUGUGGAACUGAAAACACCGAUGAGAGGGUUGUGUUCGGCAAUGAAGAAGCUUGAACUCAAUGGGGGGAAGAAGAAUGGAGACGAAUGUAACAACUCAUUGCACAUUUCUGCCUCAAGAAAGAAACUAAGGGGACGCGAGGUCAAAAGCCGUGUGUUUGAUUUAUUGUAUUCUAAUAACUGCAAGGGUCCGGAGACUAACACUGUGAAAUGUAUGAAGGAGAAGAGAGUAAAAGGCAUGGAGAAAUGCCAGGUUAAUGUGCCCCAUGAGGAAAAUGAAAUUGACUCAAGUGACAUGGAAAUAGAUGAAAAAUCAAGGGGUGGUUCACUGGAAAGAUGCACUGAAUCAGGAACUUCUGGUGGUAGCAAACCAACAAGAGUAGAGAGUUCAUCAGAAGCUUCGGUUACCACCACACUGUCAAAUUCCACAGAAGAAGAAAAAAAGACCACUGAAGAGAGAAAACAGAGAGGGGUGAAAAGUAAACCAGUUUCAGAGAAGGGUGAAAACCCUGAAGCCACAAAGAGAAAGGAUAAAGAGAAAUCUGUUAACUUUGAUGACAAAGAAAACCAGGCUGGUUUGACUGAAUACGAUGACAAGGAAAAUGCCUCAGCCCCUGAUGAGAACAGAAUAAUGACUACAAAUAAUGAUCCCAAUAAGGUCAAUCUUGGCAGCAAGACUGAGGAUUCAAGGAACACAGACAAGAAGCAUUCAUCUAUCACUACUAGUUCUCAAGUUGUUAAAUACAGAAAACUAAAGCCUACAAAUCCUAAGCCUUUUAAGCUGAGAACUGAUGAAAGAGGAAUUCUUAAAGAAGCUAAUUUGGAUAAAAAGGUUCCCUCACAAUUGAAAGAAACCACUACCAAAGGAGGCAACCUAAUGAGAAAACAUCAGAUUGCAGCAACACAAAGUCCUGCUCCUAAACUUAAGAAACAAAUUGAUCCAGAAAAUACACCUGAACAAGGAUACAAGUUAGCAAGACCCCAACUGAUGCAGCUUAAAGCUGUUAAGCCUCCAAGUGCUUUGUAUAGGAAGAAAGGAAAGGUUGUCCUUGGAACGCCUUGUAAACUAAGUGUUAUUCUUGAAAAGCCUUCAAACAUUGGGAAGCCAAAGGACGCAGCAAAGCCACGUCAAAAUGAUGCUUCUUCACCUACAAGCAACGGUGCUGCUUCCAAUUCGAAACCUUGUUCACGAGGAAGGAGGAUUUUAACUGUUCCAAAGGAACCAAAGUUUCAUAGUCUCCAUGUACCAAGGAGCUGUACCAUUAAGAAUCCUACAUAGGGGACUCCUAUGGGGCCUUAGAGAGAUUUGUUCAAUAUCAUCAUUGAAUUUUUAGUGGCUUUGGUGUAAUAUUGAAGAAAAGGGUGAAUGUGUGUUUUUGUUGUAUCAUCAUUGAUUUGUGUAAUAACAGGAUUUUUUACCGUACCAAAGUUACAAUGAU
Arachis duranensis is the source of this 2119-nucleotide messenger RNA. RefSeq lists its product as uncharacterized. The coding region runs from base 58 to 1959 and encodes 633 amino acids. Lineage: Eukaryota; Viridiplantae; Streptophyta; Magnoliopsida; Fabales; Fabaceae. The transcript is spliced from 8 exons. The record is from RefSeq and is a predicted model, not a curated record.